This is a messenger RNA of Psammomys obesus (fat sand rat), 6387 nucleotides long. RefSeq names its product RAB15 effector protein (gene Rep15). The record is from RefSeq and is a predicted model, not a curated record. The coding region runs from base 368 to 1060 and encodes 230 amino acids. Lineage: Eukaryota; Metazoa; Chordata; Mammalia; Rodentia; Muridae. The transcript has a single exon. Gene Ontology annotation, biological process: receptor recycling.
GACUGACCUCCACAUUCACAUACGGGUUUUCAUUUGGCUGCUUUUUGGAAAAAGGAACCACAUCUAGGAGAGCUUACCAGAGAGCAAAAGCAGCUGUGCAUAACCUGCAGAAGAACAGGUGUUUCGUGUGAAAUUACCAUGUGUCACUUGGCAGGCAGCAGAAACCCGUGUGCCCACAACACACCCCAUUGACAAACGGGGCCCUCCCUCAUGUUUGCUCAACCUCAGGUCUAUAUGGCUCGCCACACUGAGGAAGCGUGGCAUUAGGGCUGCUCAUAGCGUUAACAGAGGUGGCCUCACUAAACAAAGUCUCCCCCGAAAGAGAAGCGCGUGCCCGACUGCUCGGAGCAGCAUCUCGAGGGUGGGGAUGGGGCAGAAGGCCUCCCAGCAGGUGGCUCCGAAGGACAGCCAGGAGGUCCUUGCCAUGAGUGAGGUGGUCAGCGUGGCUGCGGCCCACGCAGCACAGAAGCUGAAGGAAUACCUCGGGUUUGAGUAUCCGCUGAGCAGACUCUGCCUUGCAGCCAGCACGCUGAGUGAGAUCUUCCUUGUCCACUUCAUUGCUUUCUGCCAGGAAAGGGGGGCUGACGAGUGGCUCACCACCACAAAGAUGACUAAGCACCAGGCCUUGCUGUUCGGAGCAGACUGGAUCUGGACCUUCUGGGGACCUGAGAAGCGAAUCCGGCUUCAGGUGGCAGUGCAGACCUUGAGGAUGGCUUCUCUCCCUCUGAGGGAUCCAAAGACCUGUGAGUCAAGGGGAGAGGAGUGUUGGAAAAAAGGCAGAUUUGAGAAGCUGGAAGAGUUCUGUAACUUGGUCGGAGAGGACUGUUUGGGUCUGUUUAUUGUCUUCGGUGUGCCUGGAGAACCUAAAGCCGUUAGAGGCGUUAUCCUGGAGAGUGUCCAAAGCCGGAUGGUGGAGAGCUGUGUGCCAGGACGCAAGGCCGUGGAGCAGUUUGUGCUGGAGACGGAGGACUGUGUUUCCAUCAAAGAGCUGCUGGGAACUUGUCUGAGGAGAAGAGAUGGGUUGAGCGACAUGAGCAAAGUCUACAUUAGCAUCCUCUAAUUAGCAUGCUGCUGGGAUCCACCUGUAGGAGCAGAAGGGAACCCCUACAUCAACUGAAAUGAUCCGGGUCAAAACUUGCUGGUGUCACAGUUGUGGGAAGGGAAACAAAACCCUAGCUGUCUCUUGGACCAAUUUAAUUUAGACUUUGUUUAUUCAAAAAUUAAAAAAUGGGGGAGAAACUGAUAAGUUACACAUAAAAUUUGAUUUGCAAAACAAAAGUUGUCUUUGUUUGAACUAGUCUUAGUUAUGAGCAUAGAAUGUUACUGCUGUUGUGGGGAGCAGCUACGGAGCAGGUGUGAGCACACUUGGGGUGCGGGUUCUGGCUCUGGACUCUGAAACAAUGCUGCCCACGCUGGUCCUCUGAGGCCUGCCUCCCCUCUGUGCUUGCUCCUUCCCAGCAAUUCUGCAUGUGAAGGACCUCAGAGGAUUUAGCUCCACAGAGACUUAAGGGGAUUUCCUCAGUCAGCUGGGAAGAGCCCCUGUGGCCGCCUCUGCAUCCACAGUAAGGUGUGUGCUCGCACACACAGCAGGCAUUUUGGCUUCAGGGUCUUUGGGGGUUUAACAGGGUGAAUUGUAGGUGCUGUUGCAUGCUGCACUCUUCCUGGGCCUGCUGCUUUAAGUCCUGGCAUCAUGAUCUGCAUAUGAGGCUCUAAUAAGUGGGCAUUUGUUUCUUUUGUCUGGUGUAUGUAACUCCCAAGUCAUGACCGGUAACAGAGCCAAGGCUCCGCUUACGGCUCCAAGUUGACGAGCAACACAGGUGAGUUGGAGCCUUAGGCACUGAGAGCACCGUCACAGGGGUGUCCCCCUGCGUGGAAGCUGCUUGUCUGCUUGUCUGCCUCUCCUCACUCCUGCUCAUGCUCUGCGCCGUCCUUCCCGUUCCCUUGUGUGCAGCCCUUGGGAAGCAUGGGCCAUGCUGCUGGGGGGCAGCUGAGGGGCCCACCAGGGACCGAGUCACUUAUGCACCCCCAUUGUGCAUCUCAUUGUGACAGGGCUUCCCAAAGCCGUGGUUGGGCCUGUGUUUAGGAAUCUAGGGCUCUUGCAAACAUCAGGUGGCACCAGGCAGCAUCUGGGUGGCCAUUUAAAGGAACAGUCCAACUGCUGUUACUAUGUCACUGGAACCUGUCUGUUCUGUAUCGUUUGUUUAGAAGGGCUUAUGGAAGGCCACUGAGUUUAUACCAGGACCUCUAGCUGUCACGGUUGUUGAGGAAGGGGAGAGAUCAGACCUGAAGCCUGCCCUCUCCAUUCCUGAGUUGCCUUUCCUCAGGUUGCACGUUUCUUCCUCUAUGAUCCCAGCCCUCCAGCCUAUUCUGGGAACCAGGCAUAGUUACCUAAUGGGUCCCCAAUAGUGCCCUCCUCUAUGACCCGCCUUUCCUCUCCACCACAGUCACUUCCUAGGGUCCCUUGGGAUUUUGUUUUGUCUCACCCCUACCCCACUGUUAGUUUUUGUCUCGUGGAAUGCACCAUUUGAUUUUUUCUAGAACCUGACACUUCUUGUUUUUCCAUUCAAAGGCUAAGGAUGAAGUAGGACAACUGUGGCUCGUUCCUGCACUCUGGAGGCCGAGGCAGGAGACUUCCCACAAAUUCACACCCAGCCUGGGAUAGUCUCAGAAACAAAACAAAGAUGGCAACACAUGUCUUGUGGUGCUGCUACUGAUUAUCUAAAGUCCGGAGUCUGCAGUGUCUCACUACUGCAGGCCCGCCGAGCCCCUCCCUCAGCCUACGCAGGAUGUGCAGAGAACAGAGACAGCUAUGGCUUCAGGAGGCGGAGCCUAGAGCAAGAGCCUGCCCAGUUCUCUGUCCACAUAGCCGAGUGUGCAAAUGCACACACACCUCGCCAGUUUAAGCAACAGCAGCCUCCAAACCUCGUUAAAAGUGCACACACAGAGUCCUGGGGAAAACGGGAAGAAUUCCUGUAAUCCCUGCGGCAGGCAUUUCCUUGCCUCAAGAAAUAGAGUCCACAGCCUUCUCAGCCUUUCUUUUCCAUCCUUGAAACACGUAUUCAGCCAAAGCCUCUCUAUAAACUGUAUCUGAUUAAAAGGUUUGCUUUGAUUUUAGUUCAAAAAGAGCAGAUUUAAAGUCAUGCUAAAUACUGCAGUUGAGCCUUACCUAGUCUCUUUGUUCAGGUUUUUUAAGGUUAAGCCUAGGAUGGUUAACUAUGAAGUUUGCCUAUUUGUCUUAAAAUAUAUAAUUCUAGAACAUGCAUCUCAAAAAUAUGCUAGAACUAGAGAGUAUAGCAUUCUGUUUUUAUAGGACACAGUUUAGAGCAGAUGAUAAAAACAGUAACUCAAAUAUGCUGGCCCUCAAGCUUGUCAGAAAUCUGAAUAUGACAUUUUAACAUGUGUAAGCUUAUUGUGACAAAAAGUCCCAAAAUCCUGGCAGUAGUUCCCCAAGGUCUCCGAGAAGAUUUGGGCACAACAACAGAUGACUGCGACUCUGGAUUGUGGUAUGCUAACCACUGGACAAUACUUCCCAACUGGCCCACUGCUAGGGCCCAGCCUAAACUGUGGACAAAGCCGGGGACAUCUGAAGAGCCAUUGUCUCACAUUGUGAGAGGCAAGGUGAGGUCAAUCUCUUCUGUUCCUCUUUCCACAGAAGCAGUAAAAGCAGUCUCUCACCUUCUGUGCCUGGCUGGACAGCCUCUGUUCAGGAUGCCGUGAGACACAAGAGCCAGGGACACUGCCUAGGUGAUGGACUAACUAGUCAUCUCUGUCAUUUUGAUUGGCACAUAAAUUGGUAUAUUUAUUUAGCUCAUAACUUAUCCUUCUCAGGUCUCUGAUCACCUUGACGGCUAUGCUAAGCUAAUGGUAGCUUUGCAGCUAAAGAGCAGACAAUUAGAUCCACUGUUAGCUCACUAAUCAGUUUAAGAUAUAUCACUAGAUAAAAUAUAAAGAGCUUAUGUAGGGUCUAAGGAUAAAAGGAGUUUAGGUUAUAAAAAUACAAGUUACACACAUUUGAGAGUCUUAAAGAGUGUCUUAAGUUUGAUAAUUCAACUUAUAAAUGUUUGAGGUUCUAAAAAAUGUUUUAAGGUUGGUAAAUGCAAGUUAUAAAGGUUACAAGGUCUAAGGUGAUUUAAAAUAUCUUAAAUAGGCAAAAAGGCUUAAUAUUUCUUUCUGUUGUUAUGCUACUGUUGUAUUGACUGUCCAGAGUCUUGACCUUUAUCAGUAAAACUCUAAUUUAUUAAUCUGACUCUGAUACAAAAACAUUCUACUAUACCAUUAUUCCACUAUUAUGGUUCUAAGCUCAAGAUUGUAAGCCUCCAUAAUGUCUAUGCUUAUACUAAAGGUUAAGAUCAAGUAAAUUUACCUUUUAUUUCAUAAAAGGCUUUUGCUUUUUCAGAGUUCACCUCAAAAAGUACUUAUGCCGUUAACACAUAUGUAUGUCUACUGCCUUUUUCUCAAUGCAGAGUACAAUCAUAAUACUAACAUGUCUAAAGUUUUAUCUCCUUCUUAAAACUUAAAAGUAAUUCUUGUUAGCUGCAGAAAGUCCACCUAAAUCUACCUCUCAGGACAACUAGACUCCAGAUAAGUACUGCACUUAUUGCCUAUCUCAAAAGGUGAGACUCCUCCCUUUUCCCUGGUUUUGGGACUUCCUUUCCUGGCUACCAGACUGCUAUUUACUGCAUAUAACCACUGGCUAGAUUGGUGAGUUCACUCCAUUUUCUCAGCAUACAUGACUCUUGGUAGGGGAAGCUUGACCACAGAGCUCUGGCAACUUCCUACUAUCUUUUGAGACGGGGGACCCCCCCCCAGCCGUAGCCUUAAUUGUCUAGGUUUGACCCUCUAUGCUGACUUUCACUUUAGGGCCACACUCUCCCUUGGGCGGUACACCCCCUCUACGGGUUCCUUCCCCCCCCUCGCCCGUGCACGUGCUCGCUCGCUUGCUCAUGGGAAGGUCCCCCACACAGUUCUUCACCUCAUUUUCCCUUGGGAGCUUUCUACACGCAUUUCUUUUUCUCUACGUGCUCGUGCACCAAGUCCUAGCUAGGCAAAAACGUGUUCUUGGCCCACGGGGCACCUGGCCCUCGAUCCCUGGCCAAUAUCUGACGAGAUAUUGACCAGACCGGAUCGCUCUCUCCAGAGACCCGCCUUCUCCUGGGACGCCAUUAGAAGGCCUUGUCUCUUUCGGCUCCCAAUGGAUAACACCCAUAACCACAUCCCUACAUAGGGACUUCUCUGCCCCCAAUGGGAGACGCCCAGACGCCCGUCCCUCUAGACAGGCUGGAAAAUUUCAGGUUUCUACACCUAGUGCCAGCUGGCACCAGGGCCUCUAAGUUUACACGCUUCUGUAACCAAACGUCACCUCAAUGACAGAUCAAAAACAAAGCCUUCUUUAAUAUUGCCAGUGAUUGGGUAAAUAAAGUCCUGUCCAGGUAGACAGAGGUUCCUAUGUACAAGCUUCAUCGAUCCAAACCUUUCAAUGUAUACCUACAGGAUUUUCUCUAUACUCAACUUUAUCUUUUGCCUAUAUAUGUGUUUCAGUGUCCUGCCAGACACAGAUGUUUCCUACAGCCACAACAGCGCCAAAGCAGCUACAGGUGUUCAACUCCAACCUCACAGACUUCCAACAAGUUGGACCUGCACCUUCCCUCCCAGCCAUGGGUGUUCUCACAGACCUGGAAAAGCAUCAAAGCAGCCUAUUCUUCCUGGACUUGGUUGACACUUCAGCCUUUUGACCUCCCUACAUCGCCCCCAGUGUCAGCAGGAAGUAGCCAGAAGAGAAUCUACGCCCGUUAUUCACUUGUUGUUAACAAAUGGCUGAAGUGGUGUGCUUCAGGACCAGGACAAGCAGCUCCAGGUUCUCCCAAUGUUCCCCAGUCCUUCCCCGAUGCCUUGCAUGGCUGGCAACACUGUUGCCAACCCUCUGCCCUAAAUUUUCCAGGGCAGAGACUUCUCUUAUUCUUAACCUUACAACCUGACCAUUUUGUCACUAUAACUCUUCUCUCUCUCAACCUCUUGCAUGACAACCAAGAGCUGCUUCCAAUGAGCCUAAAUUUAUAUAGUUUAACUUACCUUAUAAAAGGCAGCCCAAGCUCCCUAUUUUUAAUUAUAGAAAAAGGGAGGAAUGUUGGGAUCAGUAAGCAGGCACUUCUAUGGCCAGCUCCAAGGGACCUGAUAGACCGGUUAUCAGGCAUUUGUAAAGACACCCUGACCACCUGGAAUUACCUGCGUAUGCCCUUGAUCACCCUAUAAGAGAACUGGAACCCUCCCCCCUCUCUCUUCUUCUUCUUCCUCUUCUGCUCCCGGAUUCUCUCCCUCUCUCUCUCUUCUUUUCUCUGUCUCUGCUCCCUGCUCCCCCCUUCCCCUAAUAAACCUCCCAUGUGGAACCGA